AUGUCAGCUAUCGAAUACAGCAGCUUACUCUUUGAAGUAAGUCAGAGACUCGACGAAUUGAAUAUGCUGAAGAAGCUGCUAUUUAUGUGCAGGAAGAAGCUACCUCGUGGCAGCAACAUCGAGAAUGCCCUGGCGUUGUUCCAGACAUUGGAGGAACAGAAUUAUCUGGGAACUGAUCGAUUGAAGUUAGUGAAAGAGCUUUUGGAAGAGGUUGGAGAGUGGUCCCUUUUAGAAAAAGUGAAAACGUUUGAGAUCAAAAGAAAGAAGUAUAAAGCUUUGCUUGAAAAGGCUAGGUGUGCACUCGACGAACUCAAUGAUCUAGAGCGGCUGAUCACGAUUUGUAAAGGCAAAAUAUCAGAAGAAAGAGAAGAAAACAUCCAAGAUGUUCAGUCGUUGCUACAAAGACUAGAAGAUGAAGAGAUUCUGGGAAUAAGCUGCCUUGACAUUUUGAAAGAUCUUCUGGCAAUAACAGAGAAAGGCGAUUUGCUUCAGGAAGUGGAAAAGUUCGAAGAACGAAGGAAUCGGGAAGCUAAAUUUAAAAGUCAGAAAGGUGAGCUUGAGGCUGCUUUCUUGUUUUUAUAG
Molecule: messenger RNA, 582 nt
Organism: Pocillopora meandrina
Lineage: Eukaryota; Metazoa; Cnidaria; Anthozoa; Scleractinia; Pocilloporidae
Source: the annotation of a GenBank genome assembly